CAACAACAACUAUCCGUUUGCAUUUCUUUUGCUUUACUGUUAGAGUCUCGUUGUAUAUUUAAUCUAAAAUAUUAACAUUCAUUUUUCGUUGACAUUCUUGCCAAUAACAUUUUCAAUCGUUUCGAGUAGUUAGCCGAUCACGUUGAUAAGUUGUUGCGAGCACGUAACAAAUAGUACUAGCAAAACUAUCUGUGUGCCAGCUCUAGCUAACCGCAAACCAAUAGCGUUUGCAUACUUAAUGUUAAUGGCAGACAACUGGAACACGGAUACCGGCGAAGCUGUGUAUCGGUCCCGGGAUGUUGUUAAAAACUUAAGAAUAAAGGUGCGAAUAGAGAGGGUGACCUCCACAGCAGCCCUCUCUCAGCAUCUCCAGCAGGAAGUUCUGUCUCAACAAGACAGAGGAGCCAUUGAACUGGAAACCCUCACCUCACAAGGCCAGACAGGUCAUAAUGAGGAGGAACUGGUGGUGGGCUGGCAGGAGAAAUUCUUCAAUCAGUAUGAGAUGGACGUGUUCCAGGAUGAGGCAGCAUGUCAGACCCCUCUGGAACGGCAGUACCACACAGAAGUCAAAGCCCUGAACAGGGCCAAGGGCAGACGAAAUCACAGGAUUUUCACAUACACUGAUCAUGACCACUACACCAACUGUCUUCCAUUCCACCAACUGCAGCACUCCAGUGACUUAUUGACCACAACCAAAUCCAGCCCCACCUUCCUGGCUGAAAGGAUGACCAGUGUAAGACACAGACGGCAGGACAGACGCACCAUGGAUUGUAGUAUCCCUAAGUCAAAAAUCAUCAACUGGGAGCCCACAGAGGAGUUUGUGAAGAGCAGUCAUGUGGUGAAUAAUGCUAUGCAGACCAUGCACAUCAUGGCAGACCUGAGUCCCCCUGGAAGACUGGGCCAAAAAGAGAAUGAAUGUUUGCUGGUGACCAUAAAAUCAGAUGGCAGUGGAACAGUCAUUGUAAAACCUGACUUCAACAAAGGCAAAGAGCCCUACAGGAUUGUAACAGAGGGGGAAAAGAAAGAAGUUUGGCGUCUUACUGUGGAGAAUGUAUCCACAACCAUGAAAUCAGAGGAAAAGGACAGGGAGCAAAACAUGUACAAAGAUCUGUAUGCAAGGCACAAGGAGUACCUCAAUAGCCUCGUUGGACAGGACUUUGAAAUGAUGUCUCUCCUGCAGCCUCCUGUAGGUAUUCUGCGUUACCUGAUGAACGGGGAGAUAGUCUCAGCCAAAGGCUUUGAAUAUGACAACUUAUACAUCCACUUCUUCAUGGAACUGCCCAACAAUUGGUCCAGCUUGCCAUUCCAGUCUCUCUCAGGGGUUACCCAGACGUGCCGGACCAAAACAUUAGGGAAGGAAAACGUAGCUUUCUUCAGUUACCCCUUCGGCUUUGAGGCUUUCUACAUGAGUGAAAAAGAAACUGAGGAAUCAAUUCCGCAGUGGCCAGUUCUCUACUUCAAGGUUCUUUCUCUGGACUCUUGGCAGCGCUAUCGAACGGAAGGCUAUGGUUAUCUGCUUUUUCCUGCCAUACCUGGUAAACAUAUAAUAACAUGCCAUACGUGGAGACCUCUUCAGACAGGAACAGUUUCUGCACUGAGACGUUUCUUUAUUGGAGGUUCUCCGGAGCUUGAAGACAACAGCUACAUCCGUAUUCCAGGGACCUUCAAGGGAGAGAGGCUGAGUCGCUUUGGCUUUUGCACUGAAACCACAGGAAGUGUCACCUUUAAUCUGAACUGCGUCCAGCAAUCCAGGUCCUUUGUUGAUGCCACCAUGUUGAAGAAGAGGAGGCAGAAAGUUUUUGACCAGCUCGGAGGAUUUAGUCAGCAAGGGGCUGUUUGCACCAUCCUGGAGGCCUUUCAGAGAGCCAGGAGAAAGAUGCAAGAGGCCAGAGAAAGUCUUCCCAGAGACCUGAUCAGCACCACCUCCCAACUCCAAAUCGAAUCCUCUGCAUAAGCGUGAAAAACAUUGUAGGACUGCCAUUUAAUCUAUAUUCAAUAUAUUUAAGUGCUCAAAUGGUGUAGACGUACUAAUUUUAGGUUUAGAAUUGAUGAGAUAUUAGUAGGAAGUGUUUCACGUUUUCAGUGUUUUGCCAAUAACAUAGGACGAUGAUGUACUGUAAUGAAUCAGAGAAAUGCAAAUAGUGUCUGAUUGCUAUUUGUUCUUUGUAAAGACGGCUAACAUGCUGGGAGGGGUUAUAGUUGGGUUACAGCAUGGAUUUCCAUGGUAUUUUUGUAGUAAAAGAGCAAAGCCAAUAUGCCUAUUAAGUAAUGGUAUCAUCAAGCACAGUAUUCUCUGUACAGUCUCUGUCUCAGAUUAUUAAAUAGUCUCACAUUCAGAGUUACAGACAGUGAAUCUUGUGAAAUCUUAAGUCUGAAGAACAGACAAACUUUUUUUUUAUUUGAGCUGUAUAUUUUCCAUAGUUUGUUUUAAACAUGCAAGUAUCACAUUUGUUGUAAUAUAAACUGUUUAUAUGA
This is a messenger RNA of Toxotes jaculatrix (banded archerfish), 2475 nucleotides long. It is a transcript of the gene mks1, whose product is annotated as MKS transition zone complex subunit 1. The record is from RefSeq and is a predicted model, not a curated record. Gene Ontology annotation, cellular component: MKS complex. Gene Ontology annotation, biological process: cilium assembly. The coding region runs from base 239 to 1954 and encodes 571 amino acids. The transcript has 18 exons. Lineage: Eukaryota; Metazoa; Chordata; Actinopteri; Toxotidae.